CGGAUGGAUGGACGACAGCACUUAUUAAGUCCCCUCAGUACAUCUCAUCUAAGUCCUUUGGCCCCUUAGCUAAGCAUGCUGGGAUCGGUAGUUCGGGAGGAUCCUUAGGCUGCGAAAAGUCCCGCGAGAGGAUAAUGAGGCGAGAAGGCACGUGGAGCGAGAGCGCCCUUCCCCCCUUAAAGAUUCUACCGGGAGGGCGGGGGCUGAGCCGCCAACUCAAUCUACUGGAGAGGGGUUUUCUGGCUUGUGACUAGAUGGGAGGGCGUUAGGGUGAGACAGGUGACAUAAGCCGGACGACUAUUGGUUGCGCGCUCUGUGACGCAGGACGAGGGGCGGGAAGCGUAGGUCCCUCUCCCUCGGCUAAGCCAAUGGUCGCCCCGGGCUCCUGUCACGUGGGGGGCCCCUAACUCACGCCAAGUGUAUCGGGGCCCCCUAGUGCGCCCCCGGGAUGGAGAGGGAAGCGGAGCGGCAAUUGACACCGCCCCCGCCGCAGUCCCCGCCGCCAGUUCUGUUCCUGCCCCUGACUCGGCAGAAGUCACAGGAAGAACUGCCGUUGGGGAGCUUCGAGGAGGAGCACUACGACUGCUACGACUACUACAACCUGCGGGAGAGUCCGCUCCGCGGGCCCGGGUGGAGCAAGGGCCGCACUCGGCGGGAGCGGGAGCUCCGCACCAACCGCCCGGUUCCCGCGGGCCAUGAGCGGAAGAUCGCCCAGAAACUGUACAACAGUCAGCGGAAGCGGCGCCAGCACCAGCUGCAGCCCCGGCCUCGCACCCGCCUCUGCUGAGGGGGGCGGCCUCCCGCUCCCCUCGUUCUGCGCCCCUGGUCACGGAUACACAAAGGACACGUUAAAGUCUUAUCUCUGACUCCAGCUGUAACUGUUGCCAUAAGGAAAGAGAGUCCAUGGGGGUCCCCAGGACGCUCUUGGGGCCUCGGUGCCUUUGCGCCUUGAGCCGGCCCUUCAGUAAGAUCUGUGUUCAGUCCCUGGGGCUGUAUCUUCUCUUUAGGAUUCCUCAUUAAAGGAGAGCAGCAAGAAUGGCUUUUCAACUCUUCUCUUUUGGUCAGUUAAUGUUACUCCGAGCACAAAAGUGGUUAUAAAAUAGGUGCUUAUAUGGCAUUGAUGAGAUUAUGCAAAGUGCUACUCUGCAGCUUAGGCACCAGAAUAAUAAAGAUCAAAUCUGUUCUUGUUCGACAUAGCACUUGUGCAUGUACUUUUUCAGCACUCCUCAUGUGUUAGCGGAGUAAGAGGGAUCAGUAGGUACACUGCUACCACCUGUGCCCAGUCCGAGCUUGGGCAGGUCUGCUCUUUAAUGGCCCCAUCUGUAAAAAGUAGCACGAGUGAUCUCUAAAGACCUAGUCUAGGGCAGCUGGGUGAGUUCCAGUCCAGUCACAGACACUUCCCAGCUGUGUGAUGACCCUAGACAAGUCACGUCACUGUUUGCCUCAGUUUCCUCAUCUGUCAGAUGAACUGGAGGAGGAAAUGGCAAACCCCUCCAGUAUCUCUGCCAAGAAAACCCCAUCUGGGGUCAUGAAGAAUUGGAUACGACUUAAAAAUUUUAAAACAUUGAAAAGUAGAUGCUUAGAAUUACUAUACAAAAUGCUUCACUCCAAGGCUAAUGUGGUGAAAUAAAAAUACCUUUUUAAAAAUAGGUAUUUUAAUUGUUAUUCUCCCAAAGGCCAAGAUAAGGUUUAAAGUUUUGUGUUUUUUUUUGUUUUUUGUUUUUAUGUGACUAAGAAUACUGGGAUUCUCAGAAGCAUUUGUUUUAAGCUUUGUGCUUAAAGGGGACUGUUGACACCUGCUGUUGGGCACUAUUUAAGGCUAGUAUUUCUAGGGAUGAAAGAUAAGCAUAGGAGGAAGAUAAGUAGCACAGUGGAUAUAGCGCACCAGCCCGGAAGUCAAGAGGACCUGAGUUCAAAUUUGGUCUUAGACACUUAACACCUCCUAGCUGUGUGACCCUGGGCAAGUCACUUAACCCCAAUUGCCUCAGCAAAAAAAAUAAAUAAAAUAAAACAUGAAAUUAU
Antechinus flavipes (yellow-footed antechinus) is the source of this 2022-nucleotide messenger RNA. It is a transcript of the gene NUPR2, whose product is annotated as nuclear protein 2, transcriptional regulator. The record is from RefSeq and is a predicted model, not a curated record. Gene Ontology annotation, biological process: negative regulation of cell population proliferation; negative regulation of cell cycle; regulation of transcription by RNA polymerase II. Gene Ontology annotation, cellular component: nucleus. The transcript is spliced from 2 exons. Bases 449 to 787 code for a protein of 112 amino acids. NCBI's taxonomy places the organism in Eukaryota, Metazoa, Chordata, Mammalia, Dasyuromorphia, Dasyuridae.